CACACACUGAGUGUCUCACUUCCUCAAACUUUCUCAGCUCAUCCCACCUUGUGUGCUGCAGUUCGCCACGCGAAACCCUCGUCUGCUCGACAUAUUCUCUCCAGGCAGACAGAUCGCGGGUUUGGGCUUGUUUUGGCCUCAUGGCGAGCUCGCGGGUCGGUCAGUGGAGGUCCAGCGCGCGUGUCGUGUCCACCUGUCUCCUCGUCACUCUUCUCACCUGCACGCUCAGGUGUUCAGAAUGCGUCAAACUGAGCAACAUCAUUCUCAUUCUCACCGACGACCAGGAUGUGGAAAUGGGGGGAAUGACGCCCAUGAAGAAGACCAAAGAACUGAUCGGUGAUGCUGGUGUGACUUUCUCCAAUGCUUUCGCUGCCACCCCUCUGUGCUGUCCCAGUCGAAGCAGCAUCCUCAGUGGUAAAUAUCCUCACAAUCAUUUGGUCCGAAAUAACUCCAUCUCUGGGAACUGCAGCAGCGUGACGUGGCAGAAAGAUGUCGAACCCUUGGCCUUUCCUGUUUACCUCACUAAGAUGCGCUACCAGACCUUUUACGGGGGGAAAUACCUGAAUCAGUAUGGAAGUAAAGAUGCAGGUGGUGUGGCACAUGUACCUCCCGGCUGGGACCAAUGGCACGCGCUGGUGGGAAACUCUCAGUAUUACAAUUACACACUUUCUGUGAAUGGAAAAGAGGAAAAACAUGGGGACAACUAUGAGAAGGACUAUCUCACAGACCUGGUUUUGAACCGGUCACUGCAUUUUCUGGAGGAGCGGAGCCCCAAUUAUCCGUUCUUCAUGAUGUUGUGUCCGCCGUCUCCUCAUUCGCCGUGGACGGCCGCCCCUCAGUAUCAGAAGACCUUCAGUGACAUGAAAGCGCCACGUGACGGCAGCUUCAACAAGCCUGGAAAGGACAAACAUUGGUUAUUACGGCAGCCUGUGAAUCCAAUGCCAAACAGCUCCAUUGACUACCUUGAUGACGCUUUCCGCAGGAGGUGGCAGACGCUUCUGUCAGUGGACGACAUGGUGGAGCAGCUGAUUAAGAAACUGGAUUCAGUGAAGGAACUGGACAACACGUACAUCAUCUACACGUCUGAUCACGGCUAUCACACUGGCCAGUUCUCGUUGCCCAUUGACAAGAGACAACUGUACGAGUUUGAUAUUCGCAUCCCCCUCUUGGUUCGGGGUCCAGGAAUCAAAGCUAAACAAACACUUCAGUCUCCAGUGAUGAAUAUUGAUCUUCCCAUGACUAUCCUGGACAUCGCUGGAGUAAAUCUCUCCACAGUCAACAUGGAUGGACAGUCUUUCCUGCCACAGAUGGCACCAUCAUUACGUAAUGGCACCGAACGGCCCUUCUUUCUGGUGGAGUACACUGGUGAGGGAUAUGCUUCUGAAGAUCCCAGCUGCCCCAAACUCGGCCCUGGACUAGCUCAUUGUUUCCCAGACUGUGUAUGUGAAGACGCCUUCAACAACACGUACGCCUGCGUCAGGACUCUGAAGGAUGGAAACCUGCAGUACUGUGAGUUUGCAGACAAUGAGUCAUUUGUAGAGGUGUACAACCUGACAGCAGAUCCCCAUCAGCUGGAGAACAUUGUGAAGAAGGUCGAUCCUUCCCUUCUGCAGAUCAUGAACCAAAGGCUGAUCAAGCUGCAGUCCUGCAUGGGAGACAGCUGUCGAAAUCUCAAAUAACCCUGUGCCAAAGGGAGGGCCGGACCCCAACCCUUCUCUUUAGCGGAGAUGCCAAGUUCGGUAAUGUGAAGAUGUAUCAGGGUUUUCACUUGCACAAAUCUCCCCUGAAGUUCUUAGAGAUGGUUCACCUAAAAUGUGUAUUCUGCCAUUAUUUACUCAGCAUUAUGUUGUUCCAAAACCUUGCUUUGUACCACACAAUGAAAGUGGAUUUGUAUUUGGUGAAAGAACGAAACAAGCAGGUUUGGAAGGAGCGAAUUAGGGUGAGUAAAUAUUUACAGAAUUUUGGAGUGAACUCUCCCUUUAAUUCUGACGUGUUGAAGUCACGCACACACCCCUCCUUUAAAUGUGAAUGUAUCUACAGCGUGAUUCUGCUUCACAUGCCGUCAUGCAGCUUCAAGAACACCACUUCUAAGGACUUGAACCAAUUUAACUGGAAGUUUACUUGUCCUUCCUACUUCCUACUCCUACUGACUUCCUACUGUCGUCAUACAGUUUUUUUUUUGUUUUUUUUUGAGCACUUUUAUGGUAAAUGAAUGAACUAAAUUUUGAUGGCUACAAUAUACUACCAUCAAAACAUUUACCCUUUGCAUUUUAGGAGCUUUUUUUUUUUUUGACCAUUAUCUUUGGUUAUGCAUAGUUGUUUUAUCAUUUUUUUCUUCAUACUGUGAA
This is a messenger RNA of Megalobrama amblycephala (Wuchang bream), 2348 nucleotides long. It is a transcript of the gene gnsb, whose product is annotated as glucosamine (N-acetyl)-6-sulfatase (Sanfilippo disease IIID), b. The transcript is spliced from 13 exons. NCBI's taxonomy places the organism in Eukaryota, Metazoa, Chordata, Actinopteri, Cypriniformes, Xenocyprididae. Gene Ontology annotation, biological process: glycosaminoglycan metabolic process. Bases 141 to 1679 code for a protein of 512 amino acids. Gene Ontology annotation, molecular function: glycosaminoglycan binding; N-acetylglucosamine-6-sulfatase activity. The record is from RefSeq and is a predicted model, not a curated record.